AUGGAUGACCCAUCAUGCCCAGAGGAACAGACGAGUCGAGUUCCAACUCCUACUGAACAGCCUCAGUUGACAUCGCAGACAUCUGGAGUGUACUCCUCGAUGGGGGAGACGCACUCCUACCAGGUCUCUUUGACCAGCCUGCAGUCAGAGGAGAGCCAGGAGAUGAAGAAGAAGGGCCUGUGGGAUUGGGCCAAGGAGGCCCUCCCAACCUCUUCGACGAAGAAGGGAGGCAGCUCCAGAACUUCCUUGAGAACGAUGGGGGCAGCAAAGAAGGGCCUGACUCCUAUACCAGAAGCAAGUGGCUCCAAGCCAAAGCGGACACUCACAGGACAAGAAUCAAUGACAUUGAAGAUGAUGAUGGAGAGCUCUGUCUUGGGGCCUCCACUGCAAAUACCACCAGAGCAGGUACCAGUGAGCCUGCUGGACACCGAGUGGCUGAGGGCAGCUCAGGAGAACAGAGAGGAAUACCAAUUGCCUGGUAUCCAUGCACUGGAAAGAGAUGACGAGUCUGAGGAAGAGCCUACCACAGGAAUGCCCACAGCCACAGGGGCCCUGGUCCACCAGCAGGGAGUUGAGGGAGUCAUUGUACUUGACCUUGUGGCCCAGCAGCAGAUCUGGAACAAGAUCGAAGCCCACAACUCUGAUAUGGUUGGAACAACUUCCGCAACCCGGAGACUCCCCAAUAUCCCCACUUUCACCCCGUCAGUCCCACCAUGGGCCUUCCAGGUCAUUGAGUCCGACUUCGAUGCUAGAGAUGCCAGGCUCCCCGCAGUUAGACAGGCCCAAAUGGAGCGAGCAAGAGCAUGGGAGGCACGCAUCACCGAGACUGAGUAUUGGGCCAUCCGAGGUAACUUCGACUUCCCCCUUGAAUCAGACGCAACCCCAGCUGAGGCAAGAGAGCAGAUUGAGCUCGCUGGAAGGAGACUCCAGUAUGCCAACCAGCGAGCCACAAGUUACAAGGAGUGA
Molecule: messenger RNA, 966 nt
Organism: Desarmillaria tabescens
Lineage: Eukaryota; Fungi; Basidiomycota; Agaricomycetes; Agaricales; Physalacriaceae
Exons: 3
Coding region: 1-966 (321 amino acids)
Source: RefSeq, a predicted model, not a curated record